This is a messenger RNA of Zymoseptoria tritici IPO323, 810 nucleotides long. RefSeq lists its product as uncharacterized. The record is from RefSeq and is a predicted model, not a curated record. Lineage: Eukaryota; Fungi; Ascomycota; Dothideomycetes; Mycosphaerellales; Mycosphaerellaceae. The transcript has 3 exons. The coding region runs from base 1 to 675 and encodes 224 amino acids.
AUGGAGCACCUCCCCGAAUCCAACGGAGCAAAAGGCGAUCCCGAGUCGACCAAAUCCAGCCUCCUCGAAACCGGCGCCUCCCACCUCCAAUCCUUCUCCCCCCCCUCCCGCCUCUGCGCCCACCUCCACGCCUUCCACGUCUACACCUCCGACCCCACCCGACACUCCUCCGCGCACCACUACUGCGCGCACGUCAACGAAGACAUCCGCCAAUGCAUCCUAUACGACUCCCCCGGUCCGAACGCGAAGCUCAUCGGGGUGGAAUACAUGGUGACGCCGAGAAUCUACGAGACGUUGGAUGCGGAGGAGAGGAAGUUGUGGCAUAGUCAUGUUUUUGAGGUCAAGAGUGGGAUGUUGGUUAUGCCGCAGAGUGCUGUGCCGGAGGGGAUGUGGGAGGUUGCGGAGAGGAAGGAGAUGGAAGAGGUGGUGGGGUUGUAUGGGAAGGUUUGGAUGCUUUGGGAUGUUGAACGGGGGGAUCGGGUGCCUUUGGGUAGGCCGGAGUUGAUGGGGAGUUUUACUAGGAAGGAUCAAUUCGACUUUGAGAAGGUUGUGGGUGACAGGGAUGAGAAGUUGGGAGUUGAUCAUAAGAAGAAGGCGGAGAGUCGGAAGUAUAUUGAGGAGCCGAAGGUUCAUGAGGAUGCGGAUGCGGUGUGGAAGAGUAAGAGCAAGGAGUGAGAUGGAGACACUGGGAAACUUGAUGGUUGAUGAGCUGAAGAGGACAUACCGUAUGCGGAGCAUGUCAUCUCUGUCUCGAGCAACUAUUCAAUUGCAGACUUGCCCACGAAGGGAGGCGUGCUCGAAGUCGGGUGC